Molecule: messenger RNA, 5361 nt
Organism: Bactrocera oleae (olive fruit fly)
Lineage: Eukaryota; Metazoa; Arthropoda; Insecta; Diptera; Tephritidae
Gene: BuGZ
Product: Bub3 interacting GLEBS and Zinc finger domain protein
Cellular component (GO): nucleus
Molecular function (GO): DNA binding
Source: RefSeq, a predicted model, not a curated record
CAGUAGGCCAUUUUGUUAUAAGAGUGGACGUUGAAAUUACAAGUUUGAGUGAAGUAGAUUUAGUGGAUUUUCUAAAAGUAUAAUUAUACUUUUUUAAGAGUUUGUUUGCAAUAAUAUAAAAUGGGCCGGAAGAAGAAGAAGGCUUCAAAACCAUGGUGCUGGUAUUGUAAUCGGGAGUUUGAUGAUGAGAAGAUUUUGGUUCAACAUCAAAAGGCUAAACACUUUAAGUGUCACAUAUGUCAUAAGAAAUUAUAUACAGGGCCAGGAUUAUCAAUUCAUUGCAUGCAGGUUCAUAAAGAAACCGUAGACAAGGUGCCGAACUCUUUGCCGAACCGCUCUAAUAUUGAGAUAGAGAUUUUUGGUAUGGAUGGAAUUCCAACAGAGGAUGUUCGAGAGCAUGAACGACAGAAAAAUGGCGGUAAAUCAGAUUCUGAUGAUGACGAACCAGCUGUAAAGAAAAAAGUUGAAAUACCUUUAACGGCUCCUCCUCCCAUGAUGAUUCCACCAAGUAUGAUGCAACCGAUGAUUGGUCAGUUCGCGCCAAUGGGACUGAUGUCCAAUAUGCCGCCAAUGGCACCAAUGCCUCCAUUUUUAGGUCCGGGUGGUAUACCAAUGAUGCCACCGCACAUGAUGCCACCACGACCUCUAUUCCCUGCAGCUAUGGCAGCCACAACUUCUGCGGCAGCAAUACAUGCUCCCGUAGUUCCACAAAAGCCCACGUUUCCUGCGUACAGUAAUGCCACUAUUAGUGCACCACCAACAACCAACAAUCAAAGUGCCACAGGAAGUAGUGCUGUACUACCUGAGGCGCCGAAGGCACCAGCUGUACUUCCUGCUGGAAAUUCUGGUAGCUAUACAUCGAAAAUCAUGCAUCCACCCGAGGAUCUAAGCUUGGAAGAGUUACGUGCGCGCAAGCCAAAAUAUCAGAAAUUAUACAACUGUGUUGGGAGCAAUAAUCAUAGCCAACGCAUAACAUCAAUUGGUACACAAAAUAUCAAUCAUAAUACAGUUGUCAGUAGCGGAUCAUCUACAACAAUUCCAACAAAUUCGAGUACGUCGAGUGCAGCGGCUGCCCAGGCUACAGCUAUAUCAAAGGCCCAGGAAGCUGCUGCAAUGGUAGCGGUUGCACAGGUCCAAGCAGCUCAAGUGCAAGCACAAGUACACGCCCAGGCGCAGGCUCAAGCACAGGCUCAGGUGCAAGCAGCACAAGCGCAUGCGCAUGCACACGCUGCGGCACAGGUACAAGCGGCGCAAGUUCAGGCACAGGUGGCACAAGCACAAGCACACGCUCAAGCGCAGGUCGCUCAAGCGGUAGCCGCACAACAGCAGCAACAACAAAAACAAUUGGAAGAUCUCAAUCGGGCUGUGAUACUGCAGCGUUUACAGGCCACACGUCCAGGACAUCCGCAAACGGCACUUGGCGCAUCCGCUGGCCCCGCGGUAGGCAUGCCAUAUACCAACGAUAUAUAACUCCAAUUACAUACGUGGUCAUAUAUGACGUCAUACAUGGCUAUACAGUCAGCAAGAUGCUAUAAAUAUUUUUCAGGCUUCAAUGUGUUGGAUUUAUAUUUCAGAUGCUCCAAUAUUACACAUGUAAACACCAACAAUCAAAAGAACCUAAAGUGCCAUAACUCAGUCACUAAUUACGCUCCCAAAUUCGAAUUCGGUACAGGGGUUACUUAAGAGAUAGUCACGUGUGGUAUAAAAUGUGUUUAAAACUGUAAUAUAUUUUUUUUACAUGACUCAAAACUAUUUUAUUUACAUUAAGUAUACUUAGUAGAAAUAUUGAUUUAUAGAAUUUUAUGAUAUGAGGUGAAAUUCGGCAAUAGUCACACACAGCAUUUGACGAUUAUGUUAAAAUCUAUUGUACAAAUAGUGCUACAAUAGCAUAAUGAAUAACGUUAAAAAUUAUUAAAUUUAAUUAUUUAUAAUCAGGUUAUGGUUAUAUGUAGAUAAGCACACUACUUCCCUUAGAAAACUCUUUGGAAUUAUAUGAUAUUCUAGCUGUUUUGGAGUCAAACUGUAUCAGUCAGAUGUCCUAUGGUACAUGCGCUUCUCUCUUUUGUGUAAAAAUGCUUAAUUCCUCAAUAAAAAAUCUGUGUACUUAUGCAAAAUCGGUUAGGAACUUCCCUUUGUCCCUAUCUCCUCAGAACGAUGAUUUUGGCUUUCCGAUUGACUUUAUACCAUAUAUAUUUGUAUAUCAAUAUGGGAGGUAUCUUAAUGAACUGUAAUGGACAUGCUUUCUGGGCGUGUUUCUCUUAUCAGUACCAAAAAUUAGCUAAAUCAAUUUCUACUUUUCGCCAAGCAUUACAUUAGCUUAGCCGUACUUUUCAAUCCAAAUUAAGUAAUUUAUGUAUUUAAACAAACAUAUUUACUAAUUUUUAUGAAUUUGGAUAAUGCAAAUUAUCUUUAUCUUUAGUUUUCAUAAAUUUCUAUUGGAGGCUUGUUAACAGUCUCAUUUAAUUUGACCAUGUAUAUCCAUCGAAAUAAUUGAGCAAACAUCCUGAUAAAACUUCAUACAUAACUUCUAUGUGCACUUAUGAACUAUGGAACGGCCCAAAUACAAAAUGUAUGUAUAUUAAAAUUUGGAUACAUCACAGAGCUAAUAAGAUGGAUAAAAUGGCAAAAGGAACCUAUUUUACUGAGAAAAUAAUCUAUAUCUAUUGUAAAUUUCAUAUUUUCUCAAUUUGACUUGUGCCAACGGGAAUCGAUAAAAACAUUGUGUAUCUGACAUCAAGUAAAAUAAAUAACCACGUAUAACGGGUUUUAACUAAGAAAAGAGUGUAGCAAGAGUAAGUAUUUUUAUAUUACCAGAAUAUUUUAACAAAACUCUUCUCUUUGUCGUCGCUUUUAAACCUAUAAGCAAGACCUUUAUAUUAAUGUCUAUGUUGGUCUGUAAAAAUAUAAGAAAAGUUGUAACAUAGUUACAAUCAGAGUGAAAGUCUUUCCACUAAAGAUCCUGCUGAUGCUUUAUGUUUUAUAACAUAUUAGAUAUUUACAGGAACAAAUGGUAGAUUCUGUUUCUUUACAUGGCUUCUGAAAAGACUUUUUAAAAGGAGCUACUGAUUUGAUGUAUUUAAUGCCCAGUUGCUUGGGUACUAAUUAUACAUAAUUAAUUACACUGAAUUACUAAAAACGCCAUAUGCUAUUACCUUCUACUAGAAUUAUUUGAAAACAGAUCUUUAAGAUUAAUCUAUGUCUUUUGACAACAGCCUAAAGCGAUGUGUCAGAACACAAGCAGUUUUGAGUGUACAAAUAAGCCAACAAUCAAAGAAAUGUUUGAUACAUAAAUAAGAUAAGUAACAUAAUAAAUUCAUUAAAAGCAAAAAAAAAAGAUAAUAUCAUGUAAGUACAAUUUUCACAAUAUUAGUAUACAUAAAUAAAUUGUCGUAAUAAAUAGUUGCUGAGUUGGUUGGUUAAUUGAUUGAUAUGUCUUACAAAUAUCUCAAUGUUAUUUUUUCUGUAAAUUACAAAAGUGAUGGGCCAUUUAGUGUAUUUUAUUUUUAUGCAAGAACAACAAAUAUUGCAUUUGCCACAAAUUUUAUUAUAAAUAAUAUAAUAUGUAAGUGCAAGUGCAAGACUAAAUGUAUCCACACUUAACUAAAUCAAAUUUAAAACUCAAUAUUAUGUUUAUCAACACACACAUACCUACUAAAUAUUAAAGUGAUAUCGGUAAUAUCCAGCUUUUUAUACCGUCCCAAUUGCUUUCCAUUUACCUCAUUUUCUUUGCAUUUAAUCUCACGCUCGUUGCUCAGCAUCGUAAUCACACAUCCACAUCUACAUACUAUAUGCAUAUAUCUCAUUUCUCUUAAUUCUCUUGUAAUUAUAUUAGUCAAAAAUACUAAAAAAAAAAAAAUUAUAAAUAUAAAUGAUGUGAUAUAGUAUUUAUUAGUAAUAUCCAAGCGCUGUGGUUAAGAAUUUUGUUUAAAACCAACGAAAGUCGAUUAACAUAAUAAUUGUAUAAAAUGCAAUAUAAAUAGGAUUAUUUAAAAUAAAUUAUAAUUAAAAUGGCAUACUCUUGUUCAAAAAAAUUAGUCAAUAAUUGUGUUUAAAAGAAAUUAUUAUUUUUUAUAAAAUAUGAAAAAUAAAGGUUUACAACAAAUAGAUUUUCAGGGAUAUACAAAUUAUUAAUUCCUUUGUUGACAACAUUCAACAAUAAUGAUAGAAUGAAAUACUCUGGAAAUGUAUUCCGAAUGCCACUUAUUGGGACUCUCUGGGACUCAGGACAUUCAAUUUACCAAAUAAACAUUCGAUAGAAACUCUGAAUAUUAUAAUUAGCAAUAUUUGAUCCAUACAUCAAUUUUGUUUUGGCUUUUUAUUAAACGUAACUAAAAAUAAAAUACAGAUAUGAUAAAAAGUUGCGUAAGAAUAGGUUUACACACGGAAACUUGUGUUGCUCCUUAUGAAGAAAUUUUCUUUUGUUGUUACCCAAUGCAUCCACACGACAACCCGGGUAGGACAAUUUCUGCAUUCUCUUUCAUAUCAUAAUCUCAAAUUCUUGUAUGCUUCAUUUAAACUACACAAAAAUAUUUUUCAUAGCUGAUUUUUGUAAUUAUUCACUAAUUUCUAUUAUAUUUUGCAUAUUAUAUGCAAAAAUUGGAUGAUGAGAUUAAAAUUUCUGAACGUAAUGUAAAUAUUAAUUUCCGCGAUUGAAACCAUGGAAAGAAUUUCAAGAGGAAUGCUAACAAACUACGAGUGUGGACAACAAGAGUCUUCGGGUGUAAACCCUACCUGAUAUAAUAUAAUUUUUUUCCAACAAGAGAUGCCAAGUAAAAACAUAUUUAUGCUGACCGGUAUUUUGCAAAAAAUUUUCACAAUUUUUAAAGCUAAGUUCGACCAAUAGUGAUUAAUUCAAUUCAGAUAUUCGAAAUUAUUGCAAAUGAUUUUCAUAUAACUAGAAAAUUUGUACUUAUUAAGCAUAUAUUCCGCAAGAGUAGUAUUGUUAAGUUUAGAGAAAGUGAGCACGCGAGAAAGUGAGUAGAAACGGCUAAAGUAAGUACGUUUUUAUAUUAAACUUCUAUUACCAUUAUAUUCAUUGUAAUGCGAAAGAAAAAACAGUACUUUAUAUACAUUUAUAUUUUAUACGCCACCAAUACUCUUUAUAAUAUAAAAUUAAAUUAAUAAAUAAUAUAAAUAGCGUUCGAUGAUUUUUGUGUAACUGAAAUGUGUGCGAAGGCGUUGCUUUCGCUCUGUCAAAUAACCAAUUGAAUUUGUUGAUGUAUUUAUUUCUUACCUUUAUCUAAUUUUUUGAUGUCAUUCUGCGGUGCCCUGUAGAUGCCGUUACCAGGACUUAUGCAGCCGAUACUACGUCCAGCAAUGCCUUUGGGACCCCAUACUUCGCUACUGGGUGGUAAUAUGUUG